Paramacrobiotus metropolitanus is the source of this 951-nucleotide messenger RNA. Its product is annotated as adipokinetic hormone/corazonin-related peptide receptor variant I-like. The transcript is spliced from 5 exons. Lineage: Eukaryota; Metazoa; Tardigrada; Eutardigrada; Parachela; Macrobiotidae. Gene Ontology annotation, biological process: G protein-coupled receptor signaling pathway. Gene Ontology annotation, molecular function: G protein-coupled receptor activity; peptide binding. Gene Ontology annotation, cellular component: membrane. The record is from RefSeq and is a predicted model, not a curated record. Bases 1 to 951 code for a protein of 316 amino acids.
AUGGAAGAAGACGCUGCCUUUUAUGCCCGUUUAAACUGCACGAUAAACAGCUCGGCGGAUGUGCUGGGGUUUGUGGACCAGAGUGAUCCCGGCUAUCUGACCCGGAGAUAUAACCAUAUCAGCAUUCUGCUCAUUUUGGCCGGUUUCGGUGUGGUACUCAAUGCCAGCAUGAUUGCGAUCCUGCUGAAGAGUCCCAUGUACCGUCAUUCGACAUUGAGCGUACUGCUGAUGCAGUUGUUUGCGGCUAAUUUGCUGGUGUCGGUGUUCUGUCUACUGGCCGACGGGAUCUGGAACAUCACCGUGCAAUGGUUGGGCGGAGAUUUUCUCUGCAGAAUCAUCAAGUUUUGCCAGAUGUUCAGUUUAUACGCCACCAACUUGAUUCUCACCGGAAUGAGCAUUGAGACUUGCAUUACCGUGACCUUUCCGCUAACUAAAUCCAGUAAGGUGGAGAGUCAAUCCCGGGUGAAAAUCAUCGGCGGAUCUGCAUGGAUCGUGUCGGCACUGUGCAGUGUACCUCAGGCGGUGAUUUUCCAUACGGAGCGCGCCCCAAUUUGCGCCAGAUUCCAUCAGUGUGUUACGCACGGCUUCUACUCGAGCACCGACCAAGAGCUCGCCUACACCAUGGCCACCCUCAUCAUCAUGUGCUUGCUUCCGUUGUGCAUUGUUAUUAUCUGCUAUUUGGUGAUUUCCGUGGUCAUUACACAGGAAUCACGGAUUGCGGUCGGAAGUCCUAAUCCUGCCGUUAAUUCGCGAACGUGCCCGUGUCAGUGUCACCUAGAAGAAACCAGCACUUUCAUGCCUAAUGUGCAGAAUACCGCGAUGCUCUGUCCGGGCAGAACGAGUCAGGGAAAACGGAUAUACCGGAAAACCCGACAGAUAUCCUUGUGGAUGACUUUCAUUACGGCUGCCAGCUUUGUUAUGUGCUGGGGUGAGUUUGAGCAGUACGUAUAA